Messenger RNA from Phacochoerus africanus (Common warthog), 2432 nucleotides. RefSeq names its product annexin A13 (gene ANXA13). The transcript is spliced from 12 exons. NCBI's taxonomy places the organism in Eukaryota, Metazoa, Chordata, Mammalia, Artiodactyla, Suidae. The record is from RefSeq and is a predicted model, not a curated record. The coding region runs from base 76 to 1149 and encodes 357 amino acids. Gene Ontology annotation, cellular component: cytoplasm. Gene Ontology annotation, molecular function: calcium-dependent phospholipid binding; calcium ion binding.
UGGGAAAACCACUAUAAACUUAGCCUGCGGGAGAACUGAUCUCUUAAUGAACAACUUUCCCUGACAAAACCGAAAAUGGGCAAUCGUCAUAGCCAAUCUUACUCCCUGUCAGAAGGCAGUCACCAGGUGCCCAAUGGGCAUGCCCAACCCUCGGCAGCCAUGCAGCCUCUCAGCCACCGGUCAGGGAGUGGACAGCCAGAGUCCCAUCAGCCUGCCAAAGCGAAAAGUGAUCAGGGUUUUGAUGUUGAUCGAGAUGCCAAAAAGCUGCACAAAGCCUGCAAAGGAAUGGGAACUGAUGAAGCGGCCAUCAUUGAAAUCCUAUCAAGCAGGACAUCGAAUGAGAGGCAACAAAUCAAACAAAAGUACAAGGCAACAUAUGGCAAGGACCUAGAGGAGGUGCUCAAGAGUGAGCUGAGUGGAAACUUCGAGAAGACGGCCUUGGCCCUUCUGGACCGCCCCUGCGAGUAUGCUGCCCGGCAGCUGCGGAAAGCCAUGAAGGGCCUGGGGACAGACGAGGCGGUGCUCAUCGAGAUCCUGUGCACGAGAACCAACAAGGAAAUCAUCGCCAUUAAAGAGGCCUACCAAAAGUUAUUUGACAGGAGCCUUGAAUCAGAUGUCAAAAGUGAUACAAGCGGAAACCUAAAAAAAAUUCUGGUCUCCUUGCUACAGGCUAAUCGUGAAGAAGGAGAUAACGUGGACAAAGACCUCGCAGGUCAGGAUGCCAAAGAUCUGUAUGAUGCAGGGGAAGGCCGCUGGGGCACGGACGAGCUUGCCUUCAAUGAAGUCCUGGCCCAGAGGAGUCACAAGCAAUUACGAGCCACCUUUCAAGCCUACCAAGUGCUCAUUGGCAAAGAUAUCGAAGAGGCCAUCGAGUCGGAAACGUCAGGAAAUCUGAAGAAGGCCUACCUAACUCUCGUAAGAAGUGCCCGGGACCUCCAGGGCUAUUUUGCGGACCGUCUGUACAAGGCCAUGAAGGGCGCGGGGACCGACGAGGACACGCUCAUUGACAUCAUUGUGACCAGGGCUGAGGUGGACCUUCCGGCGAUAAAAGCAAAGUUCCAAGAGAACUAUCAGACGUCUCUCUCUGACAUGGUUCGCGCAGACACCUCUGGGGACUUCCGGAAACUGCUGGUGGCCCUCUUGCACUGAAAGAAGCCAGGGCAGCUGCAGCACAGGGAGGAACCACCUUUGUUGAGAGGCCCUCCUCCCAAACCAGAUUUGCAGAUGCGACUCCAGCACGAAAACCUCCCUCGGGUGCCAGUUUAUUUCCUUGGCAGCUUGAGUUGUGCAGCCAGGCCAAGCUGUUUCAGUUAAGGGCAGCAGCCUCAAGACCCUUGAACAGGUCACCCUGAACGCUGACUUAGCAGGUAUCUGGGCUGCCUCUUAACUUUCCUUGAGGGUAGUAACUGAAUGCUUUCUAAGCACAAAUAAAAUCUGCAGUCGAUGAGAAAAUUAUGCAUUCCUACUAAAACACUUAGAAGAACAUGCAUCACAUAGGUGUAUGGAUGUUCUGGGUAAAGAGCAAAUGAUUAAAGUACAAGAAAGACAAAAUUAGGCAAUUCAUUCAGUUUUCCUUCUGUGUGCUCACAUUCUGUGUUUCAAAUGCUCAACGUUAAUUAAAGAUGUGGAUUAUGCCUCCAUCAGCUGCUUUUCCAAAAGACUGGGUUGAUUCAUUUUGGCUUUUGUCCUGGAAAUAUAUGACUUGUGAAAUUCGAACAUACUUGGAAAAUGCAAACAGUUACAAUUAUUAAUAAUCACCAAGGACAAGCAUCAAGGCCAAGAGCAAGGAAACAAUUGACGUGACUACACGAAACGUACUGAGGGGUAAAAUGCACGGAUCUGCUACGUGGGUUAAAUGGUUUUCCUUGCUUCUCUAGACGUUUGGCCCAGUUGAGCCUUCCCUCUCAUCUUCGAAUACACUUAGGCUGGGCACAGUGCCAACAGGAUCAAGGUUAAUGGUCUGACUCUCAAAUGGAUUGAUUCUGUACCCAAACCAUCUCUGUUCCCAGAUGUGUGUCUGACAGCCACGUGCUGCUGCACCUGAAGGGAUCUGUCAUGAGAACAGGGACACUCUGGUCCAAUGAUUAUAGCUACUGCCCCUGGAUGAUUAUUUUUGCCUGGCACUGCUAAGGAGCUUAUGUUCAUGUUUAAUCUUCCCAGCAUCCCGGGGUGAUUAAUAUUACUCCCAUUUAUUAGCUGGGGCAACGGAGACAUUAAGUAACCCGGCUAAAUUCAUUCACAAAUGACAGAACUGAGAUUUGAAUUUGGCGCUGGUGGACUCCAGAAUCCAUACUCAUAACUGCUUUUGUUGGAAAAAUAACACAAUAUGCAUGGCAAUGGGUCUGAAUUCAUUCACCUUCCUAAGUUCCUAUUAUCUGCUGUUCACUGCGCUGGGCUUCAGGAAUACAAAAAUAAAGAGAACACUGGCUUUG